CCGCCCACUGGCUGCGUGCGUAUUUUUUCUUCUCCCCCUUCCACCCUCCUCCUCCUCCCCCAUUGAGUGUGUAAAUGGUCACAUGUUGUUUCCCCUCCCCAGUCCGGACACCAGCACGAUCAGAAGCAGCAGCAGACAUGUGUUAUUUAUCGCUCAGCCGUGGGGGAAGCAAGAGGACGAUCGAAGCGUAAAAACAAAAACUAACGUCGAGUGUCCUCCAAUUCUUCUUCCUCCUCGUAAGUGUUUGAAGAGUAGAAUGGCGAGUCCGCCGAACGAUGCCGGACCCCAACGACCGGCUGCCGGCGUGAAGAAGUGCGGCUACCUGAGGAAGCACAAGCACGGCCACAAGCGAUUCUUCGUACUCAGGGAGCCCGGCGAGGGCUGCCCUGCCCGGCUGGAGUACUACGAGAGCGAGAAGAAAUGGAGGAACAAGUCUGCUGCCAAGCGGGUCAUCCCGCUGGACUGCUGCCUGAACGUCAACAAGCGAGCGGACGCCAAACACAAAUAUCUCAUCGCGCUCUACACCAAGGACGAGUACUUUGCCGUGGCCGCCGACAGCGAGAGCGAGCAGGAAGAAUGGUACCGGGUGCUGACGGAUUUGAUCGCGGAGGGGAGAGUGUUCGACGGGUCGGCGUCCAACUCCGCGUCCUCGCUGGUGGGGUUCGACGAGACGAGCUACGGCGUGAUCACGCCGGUUAGCGCUGCCUACAAGGAGGUAUGGCAGGUCAACAUGAAAUCCAAAGGCUUGGGGCAGAGCAGGAAUUUAACCGGAGUGUACAGACUCUGCUUAUCCAGUCGGACUAUCAGUUUUGUGAAACUCAACACGGAGGUGGCCGCGGUCAUUUUGCAGCUGAUGAACAUCCGGAGGUGCGGCCACUCUGACAGCUUCUUCUUCAUCGAGGUGGGUCGCUCUGCAGCCACCGGACCCGGCGAGCUUUGGAUGCAGGCAGAUGAUUCUGUCGUGGCGCAGAACAUCCACGAAACCAUCCUGGAAGCUAUGAAAGCAAUGAAGGAGUUGUCUGAAUUCCGCCCUCGCAGCAAAAGCCAGUCAUCGGGUACCAACCCCAUCUCCGUGCCCACGAGGCGGCACCUGAACCACCUCCCCCCCAGCCAGACCGGUCUACUCCGGCGGUCGCGCACUGACAGCAUGGCCACAACCUCACCUGUGGGUAAAUUCUCCUCUUGUCGGAUACGCACGGCCAGUGAGGGCGACGGCACCAUGACACGCCCUAUUUCGGUGAACGGGAGCCCCCUCAGCCCGGGGGUCCGCCGCACCCUCCUGAGCAGGUCUCACACCAUCACGGCACGCCCAUGUCGGACGUUUGAAUCCUCCUCCCUGCAACACAGUAAGUCCAUGUCCAUGCCGCUGUCUCAUUCCCCGCCGAUGACCGCCCCCAGUCUUGUGAGCCUGACCUCGUGUCCGGAUAACAGCGCACCUCGUCCCUCCAGCUGUAGUGCCUCUUUUUCGGGCUCCCCGAGUGACGCCGGUUUCAUAUCGUGUGAGGAGUACGGCACGAGCCCCGCGGACGCACGCGACCUCCGGCUGCCUCUCACGUACGGGAGCAACACCCCAGAGUCUCUCAGAGCUGACACUCCUCCCUCCCGGGAUGGCAGCAGGCUCGAUGGCUACAUGGUGAUGGAACAGCCGAACCAGAAUGGCUAUCGGUGGUACUCGGAGUUGGACAAGGCUUAUCGAAAGCGUACAUACUCUCUGACCACCCCCCGGCAGCAGAGGUGUCUCCCUCAAGUGUCUUCGGCCUCCCUCGACGAGUACACGUUAAUGAGGGCCACUUACACGAGUGGAAGCCAGUCUUCUCGCCGAUGUCUCACAGCCUCUCCUAAAGGAACCUUUCCAGAUGAGUACAGGGAUGUCCGGACGGGACCAAACUGUCUCCAAGGCGACAGUGGUUACAUGCCUAUGAUGCCAGGCGUGGCACCUCAUACAUCAGGUGCUAAGAACGACCCCUACAUGCCGAUGAGCCCCAUGUGUGUCUCUGCUCCGAAGCAGAUCAUCAACCCCCGAUCGCACCCCUCCUCUGCAGCAGGGCUGGGCCCGCAUACUGUCUCCCCAGGCAGCGUUUCCCUCGAGGACAACGGCUACAUGCGCAUGUGGUGCGGAAUCAAAAUGUCAAUGGAGAGCACUGACGGAAAGCUCACCAACGGAGAGUACCUGAACAUGUCUCCCGGUGACCACACGCCUCGAGACCACCACAUCCUUAGUUCUUCUGGAGGAGAGCAACAACACAGACAGCCUUAUUCUUAUAGCACGCUGCCACAUUCACUUAAGGGCCAAUUGCAGCGCAACGGCUCCACUGACACAGACCAAUACGUGGUGAUGUGUUUGCAGAAGCAGCGGAUCGAAGAGGAGUCCAACUACUGCCCUGUGACUUUGGGAGACUCUGUGACACCGGGCACCCCUUCAUCUGCCCCUUCUCCUCUCAGAGACAGUGGAGUUCUGGCGCACAGGAGUAGGGCGUGUCGUCCCACCCGCCUGGCUCUAGAUUCUCUCAGAACCUUACCAUGUAUGAGUGAACACCCGCUCCCCUCUGAGCCACGCAGCCCAGGGGAAUAUAUUAACAUCGACUUCAGCAGUGCUUCCAGUGACGCGGUGGAAUCCGCUGAAGCCUCAAAGUGUGCAGAUGAGGGAUCUAUACCACUUUCGGACUAUGUUAACGUGGACCUCGCCUCGCCCAAGACUGUGAGUUUGAACCGGGAGGAGGAGGAGGGCGAAGGCGUAGAGGGACAGGAAGAGGUGAGAGGCGUGGUGGAUGAAUAUCCUCUCCAGCAUCACACGAGUCCGGCGUGUCAGCCGACUGCAGUCAAAGACGACUACACCGAGAUGACACUCGGUCCUCUCUGCGCCACCGACAAUGCCCCUCUCCCGACCAGCCCGACCGCCUGUGUCCAUAGACUGAGUCUUGACAGCAGCCUUGUGGCGGACGGAGUACCAGCGGUGCCCGUGGAUUCUUUUCUCCUCAGUGGACCUUCGCUGAAUGUCCCCCUUGCAGAUCCACAUCGGGGGGCCAAAGUAAUUCGCGCUGACCCUCAGGGACGCCGGCGACACAGCUCCGAGACCUUCUCUUCUACUACCACUGUCACACCCGUGUGCCCAUCCUUUGCCCACGACACCAAGCGCCACAGCUCGGCCUCGGUGGAGAACGUCUCCCAUGGCGUGCGGGACUCGGAGGGACCCGAUGAGGACUAUGGCGGCAGCACCCCGAUGUGCAGGGAGACGUCCGCCGGCUAUCAGAAUGGACUCAACUACAUUGCCUUAAACUUGAUGGAGGGUACUCUCGGUGGGUGCCGGUUAGGGGGAUGUGAUGGACUCUUGAGAUUCAAGACUGCCUGUGGCUGCAAAGAUGGUAUGAAUGGCUUCAACUCCAGCCCCUACGCCAGUUUGGGAUUCAAGGAGACGACUGCUGCUGCUGUGAAAGAAUGAAGGCCACUGGCUCAGCCCCUCUCCCCCUUUCCUCUUCUCCUGGCCGUCAGGUCGGUCCGCCGCCUCCAUGUGAUGACGUCGCCUCGGCAACAGCUGGACCGCGGGCUGCCACCCACAUGUCCUUUGACCCUCGCCGCCAUCUCUGCGAGGUCACGGAGGCGACAGUCACCACGGCAACACGGACACUUGACCUUUGGCCCCAAAUCUUCCCUUGGCACCAAAACGAUGAGGCGCCAUCCAUUGAUGCUGCUGGACUAGAUGACUUAAAGAAACAAACUGUCGUACCAACUAUUAACUCUUGAUAACCAUUUUAUUUAUCUGCGAAAUGACUACACAAGUUAUUAUAUCGUGUUGGAUAUAUAUUAUUUUGGUUACCGAUAAUAACAGAGUUUGAACUGGUGGUCUGACCUGAGAAGACACCAAACUUGGAGAUCACAUGCACACACAUGCAGAAAAAAAUGCAUACUAAAUAUUUAUUUAUUUAACGCGGAUGUAUGCAUUUGGCAAAACCUUUUCCAAAUGUGUGAAUUUCUAUAAAGGUGGCAUUUAGGUACAUAUUUAAAAAAAAAAAAAGUUUGCUUAAGAAAAACCUACCUCAACAAAACAAACAAAAACAGGUUGGUUAAACCCCCCCCUUAGUUGAUAUGAAGAUAUAUGAAAUAUUUAUUUUUUAAAACUUUUUUUUUUAAGAAAAUCACCAAUCCAAAGCCUUACUCUCGCCCCUGAUGGGCUGUUUCGUCUGGACCUAGCAACCCUCCACAACUGAACCGAUCCGCAAAGAAUGAGCCACUCUGAGAUUUCCACGGUACAUUUAAGACAAGAUGAUGUAUGAAAGAUGUCUAUAUUUAUUCACCCGGCGGGGGGCGGGAUGGAAGGAUUUUCUAUCCUUGCGUUCCUGGAGAGCGAUGAUGUCACGCUCAAACACCGCUGCACCA
Messenger RNA from Syngnathus acus (greater pipefish), 4374 nucleotides. It is a transcript of the gene irs2b, whose product is annotated as insulin receptor substrate 2b. Gene Ontology annotation, molecular function: insulin receptor binding; phosphatidylinositol 3-kinase binding. Gene Ontology annotation, cellular component: plasma membrane; cytosol. Gene Ontology annotation, biological process: insulin receptor signaling pathway. The transcript is spliced from 2 exons. The record is from RefSeq and is a predicted model, not a curated record. NCBI's taxonomy places the organism in Eukaryota, Metazoa, Chordata, Actinopteri, Syngnathiformes, Syngnathidae. The coding region runs from base 83 to 3439 and encodes 1118 amino acids.